AACUGUAAGGUGUAAAAUUGUCAGCUAAAUGUGGUGCAUGUUUGGAAGCUAGCUAAUAGUGUAAAAGUUAGCUCACUGUUUGAAAGCAGGCUAACUGUCAUUACAGCUAUCCAUUUUCUUUCUGGAGUUGGACACAGAAAUUAUAAAGACUUACUGAAGACUGUUAAUAGCUUUAACAGCUGUGUAUUUUUGGGUGUUCCGGCUCUACGCUCCGUAGGAUUUUCACCUGGUGUUUUCCCAGGCAAAGUAGACAGUUUGCAGGAGACCAGACUCAGCAUUUCACACAGAGCCAGCAGUAACGGUGAAGUGAAUGGUUUUGAGGUUUAUUUCUCUAUUAAAAUGAUUCCUCUAAUGGUUAAUUACCACAUUAAAAUGGUUUAUCCCUAUCAGUAUCCAUAUCCUGGGAAGGCGUCAGAGUAAACUCUGCGUCAGUGUUGGUCUCCUGUGGAAUGGCAGGAGCUUUGAGCUCUAGGGACUCUAGUUCAGCAUGAGCUCUGAACUUUUCUGUCUCCUGGGAGUGUUCUAGUGUCCCAUUGUCAAAACUGUUCCGAGCACUGGAAAGUUCCCACACUGGAAAAGUCCCACGAUGAAAGCCAUACAAAGCAGAUCGUUACUCACUACGCUCAAUUAGAAAUUAGAAAAGGUAUCACAUUUACAGUUUGAUUUUGAGAAAACAUUAGAAUGUUUGUUGUUCCUUGGUAAUUAUUAAAGUAUGUUUGAAUAUGGACUCUCUUCCCUAAUCCAAGUCAUUUUGAAUGAUAUAUCGUCCCAUUUAUCCGUGUCUUGGCAGACCAACCAAAGGAAACAGCAACUCAAGAAUCUUCAGUAGAAUACAGGACAGACUGAUUUAAAACAGGCCUGAAAGAGUGUGCUUCUGUGUGUGUACGUGUGUGUGUGUACGUGUGUGUGUGUCUCUGUGUGUGUGUACAGUACUGAAGGCUGGCGACAGGACAGGAAAUUCAGACACUUACAUAACAAACUAGCAAUGAUGGAGGAGAGGACUGGCUGACACACACACACACACACACACACACACACACACACACACCCUUAUCUCACACCGCCGUCAUGCAUGGAUCAGAUUAGAAGCAUGCCUCCAUGUUACAGAUUUAGCGUAGAUGUUCUGAGGCUGCUGUAUAUCUCAAAGGCAAUCUUAUGUUUACUCUGCAUCUGAUAUUCAGCAGUCCCUUCCCUGGAUAAUAUGCGGUGUACGUUCCCACAACGUGUGUAACCACUUCAUCUUUUCUCCGCCUCUGUUCAAACAAAACCAUCAAAUAAACAUCCCAUUAUUGGCAUCACACAGAAAUUUGUCAGCGGUGAGUGGUCUUUGGCGGCCAAAGCUGUUUGUCUGGCCUCAGACUCUUAGAUUAAGGAUUGUGGGGGAGCCUCAUGAAAUAGAGAUAUGUCCUAAUGGCUGGAUUAGCGUGGGCGCAUGUUGGAGCACGAAAGGCAUCGUCCUCCUCUCGGUAAUUGACGGGCUGUAUUUCUGGACCUCUGCGAGGGGCCACUCUCUUGGCGGAAUGCCCAGGCUUCGAUCAUCGCGUUUCCAAACCGGAGAACAUCGUGACACUCCUGAUUUACGACACCCCACCCUUCCCUCGCCCGGCCCCGGGAAGCCCAAGCAUCGCGCCCUGCCAGUCUCAGACGCGGCUCUCUGCCUGCGUAUAGGGCAGCAGGAUACACUCUCUGUGCUUUUCUGGGGGUUCCACACAGAGAGGAAGAGGAGGAGGACUCCAGCCUGCCGCGGGGACCACGGACUGUUGGUUGGGAGAGCGGAGCAAAGAUAAGUGCUUCGGAUGAAAAGAGAGCAGGGGGAACCCUAGGAAAAGAGGAGCGCGGAGAGGAGGUCUCGGCCGAGGAGAGGACCAGCGCGGAUUAGCUCACACCACCUCUCCUGCUUUCACAGAGCUGUUCACAGAACUUUUCCUUCUCCAUGGAUGUGAACUGCAACACAGGGGGCGACAGGGAGCGGAUGACGGCCAACCAUGAGACAUACCUGCUCAUGGCCAGCACACAGAAUGACAUGGAGGAUUGGGUGAAGACCAUCCGCAGGGUUAUAUGGGCUCCCUUUGGUGGAGGCAUUUUCGGUCAGAAGCUAGAGGAGACGGUGCGCUAUGAGCGUCGUUAUGGCAACAAGCUGGCGCCAAUGCUGGUGGAGCAGUGCGUGGACUUCAUCCGGCACAGGGGUCUUAAAGAGGAGGGUCUCUUCCGUCUCCCGGGACAGGCCAACCUCGUCAAGGAGCUCCAGGACGCCUUCGACUGCGGCGAGAAGCCGGCGUUCAACAGUACCACAGAUGUCCACACGGUGGCGUCCCUGCUGAAACUGUACCUGCGGGAGCUUCCAGAGCCGGUUAUCCCCUUCUGCAAGUAUGACGAGUUCCUGGCCUGCACCAAAACGCUUAGCAAGGAGCAGGACACAGGAAUGAAGGAGUUAAGAAGACAAGUAGAAAGCCUACCUCUAGUCAACUACAAUCUCUUGAAGUACAUAUGCAGAUUCUUGGAUGAAGUGCAGUCCUACUCGGGCGUGAAUAAGAUGAGCGUGCAGAACUUGGCCACAGUCUUUGGCCCGAACAUCCUGCGGCCCCGAGUGGAGGACCCAGUGGCAAUAAUGGAGGGUGCAGUUAUGGUUCAGCAGCUCAUGGCAGUUCUGAUCGGGCAGCACGGCGUCCUCUUCCCUUCGGACGACGGCGAGAGUCCCAGCACUCCCGAGCUCUGCAACAACAACAAUAACGGCGACUCCCCGAAGCGCCCGACUGCGAGCCAGCUGCAGAACCGCGAGAACAACAACACCGGCCCCGGGCGACAGUGCACCUGGGAGACGCCCGGCUCGCCCGGCCGGGCCGGACAGGACGACGGCUCGCCGCGUUCGGGCAGCCCCCGCAACGGCCCGACCCCCGGGCGCUUCGAGCUGACACGCAGCCCGCCCGCGCUGGUGAAGAAGAACCCGGCGUUCAGCAAAGGCAGCGGCAUCGUCACCAACGGCUCCUUCAGCUCCUCGUCUUCGUCGUCGCCCUCGGCCGAGCCCGGCCAGGACAAGGGCCCGGCGCCGCCCGGAGCUGGCGCCCUGCAGACCCGCCGCCAGGGGGCGCUCAAAGGCCCUGGUACCAAGAUGGGCGUGCAGAAUGGCGGCGUGCGGAUGGGCGUGUCCAGCACGGACGUGGUUAACGGGACACUGAACGGACGGAACGGGCUGUGGUCCCCGCCCGGCUACGUGACGUUCCGGGAAGGGAAGGGGAGGGAUGGCGAGCAGCAGCACCGCCUCUCCACCUAUGACAACGUGCAGGUGGGCGGCGGCCAGCAGACGGUGGGCGGCGGCCAGCCGGGUGCAGGCAGUGGCAGCGAGGACAAGCAGAGUAUAGACAGCGCCACCUGGUCCACGUCAUCCUGCGAGAUCUCGCUCCCGGACAACUCCACGUCCUUCCGCUCGUCCACCACCACCUGUCCCGAGCAGGACUUCUACGCGGCCGGCCUGGAGGACGCACUGCUGGACGGAGCCACCGCCCACGACGGCAAGGGGACAGAGCGGCACAACAGCAACGGAGGAGGAAGGAGCAGGGCGAUGAGCAGUAGUGAGAACAGCGAGACUGCGUUCCCCCUGAGUAACGGCGCCGCCAACCACAGCGCCCUGCACAGCCUGGUGGCCAGUCUGAAACAGGAGAUGUUCAAACAGAAAACUGACUACGAGUGCAGGAUUAAGAGUCUGGAGCACCGUAACCUCGAGCUGGAGGCUGAGAUGUUGAGGUUGCAUGACGAUCUGGAACAGGAGCGUAAGAAGUUCACCAUGGUGGAGAUAAAACUACGCAACGCAGAGCGUGCCAAGGACGACGCAGAGAAACGCAACGACAUGCUACAGAAAGAAAUGGAGCAGUUCUUCUCCACCUUUGGUGACCUGACCGCGGACCCUCGCCGGCCAGACAGAGCCAGUACCAUCUGGAUCCAGUGAGCGGGGGGAGAGGGGACUGGACUGUACCAUCUCAUAGUGAAAGGAGAGAGGAACGGUAUGGAACCACUAACUGCAUUGUAUAGUAUUUCAACUGUACCCAUAUGAGCCCAUGUAAAAUCAGCCCUGCUAUGUUAUGGAGGUGCUCUGACUCAAAUGUGACUGAACUGGUCAGUGAGUGAAGCCCAAUGAGCCAAAUGUCUAAACUGGACCUGUAAAAAAAAAUGGCUGUAAUAAAUUAUACCAGUUGGAUCUGAUAAGAAAAGGAAACAGGGCUGUACCAUCUGGAUCAAAUGAGAAGGGGGAACAGGAAUGUACCAUCUGGAUCCAAUGAGAAGGGGGAACAGGACUGUACCAUCUGGAUCCAAUGAGAAGGGGGAACAGGACUGUACCAUCUGGAUCCAAUGAGAAGGGGGAACAGGACUGUACCAUCUGGAUCAAAUGAGAAGGGGGGAACAGGACUAUACCUGUUGGAUCCAGGAAGAGUGUUUAAAGUAUUUUAAAAGGCAGUUUUAUAAGGGAAGUUUGUAUGUGAAGCAUCUUGAUUCCUUGAGUCAGUGGAUAAUGGGAGCAUGUCGCAUUAAGGGUUAAUUUGUCCUCUAACAGACUCAAAUGAUGGGGAAAGGUGAAAGGUCUACAAAAGAACCAAGAAUGUCACAUCUCACUCUGUGAUGCAACCAAACGAGUCCCUGUCCUUCGUUUCUCUGUAUAUAAAGCAAUGUUUAACAAUUAUGAGGAAAAAAUAAUGUAUGUAUAAAAUGCAAACUAAGAUAUUUUAAUGUAUUUCCAAUAUUUAAAUGGAGAAUUAUCCAUGUUUUGCAUUUUGAUUUUAUACCAAGGCUUUACCUUGCACUUAGUGUUUUUUGUUGUUGUUGAUGUUGUUGUUUGGUGGUGGUAUGGUACUGAACCAUGGAUUGUGCAACUGAUGUUGUUUAUCCAAGACUCCAUUCUCAGUUUAAUGAUAAACUCAAGCCCCAUGACCAAACACAAAGAGACAGACCUGUAAAUAUGUGACGUAACUAUAAACAUGUUGCACCUUCUAGGCACCAUGCCUGCACUCCUAAGCCCCAGAUGCUUCCUGCUACAUGCUGAUUCGUCCUCGUCCUUUUCCUGCUAAGUGCUGAUUCGCUUUUAUCCACAACUUGAUCUGAGCUCAUUCGUCCUCGGCCACCGAGGCCAAACGCCCCAAGUGUAGAGAUGAAGAUGAAUUUGUAAGGAGGAACAAAAAACCGUACACUCUGGUUUGCAGGGGCACUGAAUCAGUUCCGAAGUGUUCGUGUCUCCUCAGGCGUCUCUUUCUUGUCUGAAGCUUGAGUCCAUUCUCAGUGUUUUAUUGAGUCUACUGUAAAAUGCAAAUUAAAUUAUGUGAAUUAAAUUUGAUAGGGUUUUUUGUUU
Electrophorus electricus (electric eel) is the source of this 5335-nucleotide messenger RNA. It is a transcript of the gene arhgap24, whose product is annotated as Rho GTPase activating protein 24. Gene Ontology annotation, cellular component: focal adhesion. Gene Ontology annotation, biological process: wound healing, spreading of epidermal cells; negative regulation of ruffle assembly; activation of GTPase activity. The record is from RefSeq and is a predicted model, not a curated record. NCBI's taxonomy places the organism in Eukaryota, Metazoa, Chordata, Actinopteri, Gymnotiformes, Gymnotidae. Gene Ontology annotation, molecular function: GTPase activator activity.